CCUCUACAUUGUACUUAUGAGCGCUGCCCUGGUUAUGGCCUCUGGUCAGGAAGCUGAUUUCAAAUACAAUCUCCUAGAGGAAAAACCAAAUGGCACCUUUGUGGCUAACAUUGCGUCAGAUGUUCGUCCCAGGAUCAACGUGACAGAUACUGUGUUCAGUAAGUUACGGUAUCAACUCCUCACUGAGGGUAAUGUAUACGCCAAACUCUUCUCUCUCAAUGAACAGAGUGGUCGUUUGGAGGCAACCAAGAUUGACCGUGAGACAGUCUGUCAGAGUAUAGAAAUCUGUGACCUUCGGAUGUCCGUUGCAAUCUUUAAGGCUGACCCUGACUUCCCAAAUAAUCCAGACCUCAUCAAAUUGCUCCUUGUUGAUGUAAUUAUUCAAGAUAUCAAUGAUCAUCCACCAGUCUUCACUCCUUCUGAGGUGGUGGUCUCCAUCUCUGAAACUGUCAGCAUCGGGUAUGUUAUACCAAUUGAUGAAGCUACGGACCAGGAUAGUGGAACCAAUAACUCGAUACACACAUACGAAUUUGUCACAGACCAGGAUGUGUUUCGUUUAAAAUUUCCGACAGACCUAAAUAAUAAUCCCACUUUGGAGAUAGAGGUGAAUAAACAGUUGAAUUACGAAUCAGAUAAACAUUACCAGUUAGUGAUCGUAGCUAAAGAUGGAGGUUCUCCUCAGAGGAGUGGCAGUGUGACAAUUCAUGUUAAUGUGCUGGACGAGAAUGACAAUUCACCUGAAUUCACCAAGCCGGAGUAUACAGCUGUAACAGUUGAGAACCGAGGCCUGGGUGACAUUGUUACCCAGGUAACAGCCAGGGAUUUGGACUCGGGUGUCGAGGGUACCGUGUCCUAUCGCUUCAAUCCCAGCUCCAAACCUAGCGUGUUUGGUAUUAAUGGUACUUCUGGUGAGAUAUAUGUAACGGGAGAGAUCGACUAUGAGGCAGAUCAGAGCUUUUCUUUUUUCGUCCAAGCUGUCGAUGGCGGAGCUCAGCCACGUACCUCCUCCGCAUUGGUAGUCAUCACAGUGACAGACAUCAAUGAUAAUGCACCACAGGUAAACAUCAACCUGCCCCCUGGUGGAGAGGUUAUUUCUGAAGCUGCAGAAGCAGAUCGUUACAUUGCCAAUGUGGCUGUGUCAGACCCUGACAGUGGAGCAUAUGGAAACGUGACAUGUCAAUUACAUAAUGAUUACUUCAAAAUGGAGACACUUUAUGUCAACAUGUACAAAGUGACCCUGAAACAAAGGCUGGACCGAGAGACUCUGGCCACUCACAACAUCAGUGUGGUCUGUGCUGAUGGAGGUUCACCCAACCUUGUCACCAUCACUAGUUUCCUAAUCCAUGUCGGUGAUGUCAACGACAACCCUCCGAUUUUCACGCACACUCAAUAUAAUGUAUCAUUGUAUGAAGAUAACCAAAUAGGGGCACCUGUCACCAUAGUAACAGCUGAGGACAAAGAUGAAAGAGAGAAUGGCAGAGUCACCUAUAGUCUAUAUGGAAACGAAGAUGAUUUAUUUUCCAUAAAUUCAGAUUCUGGAGUGAUCAGUGCUAAUGUUGUGUUUGAUAGAGAAACUAACUCUCAGCUGGAGUUUCUAGUGGUAGCCACGGACAGUAAUACUGUAACUAAGUACAGUGCUACAGCUACUGUUCUGGUGACAGUUCGUGAUAUCAACGACAAUGCACCAUCAUUUUCAAAGGAAAUGUACUCGUUUACAGUACAGGAGAAUCAAGCUCCGGGUACUGUGAUUGGUCGAUUAUAUGCCUACGAUAGAGACAUUGGUGCCAAUGGUAAGAUUCACUUUCCUCCGACUCAUCCAUACACCAGUAUCUUUGAGAUCAUUCAGAGCACUGGUCAGAUCCAAACAAAAGUUGUUCUUGACCGUGAGACUCAAGGUGUGUAUGAUUUCCAUGUGACUGCUGAGGACAGUGGUCAGCCUGCUCUACAGGUGACCACCAAUGUAGUAAUUGUUGUACAAGAUGUCAAUGACAAUGUACCUAACGUAACUUUCCCGACUGAUGUCAACAACACUGUCACCAUACUACCUGGAAAGGCCAAGGGUACACCAGUUGCUAAGGUGAUGGCGACUGACCCAGACGAGGGGGUCAAUUCGGAACUUUCCUAUUUGGUAAUGAAGGGUGCCAGUGGUCUGUUUCAUGUUGAUAACAGGACAGGUGUGGUCAGUCUUCGACAGGAUAUCACAGAGAACCACAUAGGAACAUAUACUGUACUACUGGCAAUCCAGGAUUCCGGCACCCCUAGUCAGACAACCUGGUCCAACCUUGUAAUCAUCGUCAGCAACCCUGAUGCCAAUAAGAAUGUCAUCAUUGUCAUAGCUGUAAUAUCUGUCACUGUGACUUUGUCUCUGGGCAUGAUCAUUAUGAUCUGUCUUAUUCGACGCCAAGACAGCAAAAAUUUUGACAAAGGGGACAGUAAAAUGACUGACCAUAAGAAAAAGUUUGUGUUGGACUGGCUUCAUUGUCUAUCGACCUCCACACGAGAUGUCCACAAAAUUGGCAACGAUAGGCCUGAUGUUCAACUCAACCGCCCCACGGAUCUGAAACCAAUAUGCUCCAAUGAUAGCACAGCAUCGGAAGGAAGCCAAGACUGUAAGAAUGAAUCCAAAGAGAACAUUGUGCGAACAGAAGAAGAUGAAGGAUUUGUAGAGACACCUGGUGGCACUUUGUCACAUGACAGUGGCCGAGGUGACAGUGUCCGUACACGUCAUGACAGCUCAAUGAGUCAACAAGAACUAAUGAUGAGUCAAGAUUCCAGACAGUUUUACUCAUUACCAAGGUACCCUACAGGACAUGGAGAUACUCUGAAUGACACACGAUUUUCCACAGCCACAUCAGAUGGUGUUUCUAUACCAGAGAGCUGGCAACACAGACCUGUACCUCCACGGCCAGGUUACAACAGAAAUUUCAGUCUAGAUGAGCAAAUGUUACGAGAAAGGCAAAAUAGCCAAACAAUGUCCAGUUUUCGUGAAGAUGCUAGAUUUUCUUCCACAGACUCUUCCAUAGUACCAGUGGGUAGGAACCAUAAACAGACCAAUCCAAUAGAGCUAGGAUUAUCAUAUGAUAGUCAUACAUUACACAGACAUUUAGCGGGGCAGUAUCCUCGACCUUCAAACGCCACUUCUACAAAACUGGCUCAAAAGCGAACACUUUCCCCAAUCAGUGCGACCCCUGAGCCAAGUGAGGCUGGCUUCUCUAGCUCGUCGUCUUCCUUCACCCCCAACCCCCGAUCUCCCUCGCAUCAGACAUACUCUGGAGUUCAUUUCUUUAAGUCCAGUGGUCAAUCACAAACUGGAACAUCAUUGAACAGUUUCAGACAGGACUCAUUACAGCUGGAGAGUGAUAUAGAGAGCCGACUCAAUCGGGAAGAUUGCAUAGUGUAACUGGUCAAACCAAAAUUCCCUGACAUAGUGUAACUUGUCUGUCUCUAAAAGCUGUUGUCGAAACAAGAAUCUCCAGACCUUGGAACUGUGACCUUGUCAAUGACUUAAUGACAAGUUUGAAAUGGAUGAGGGAGUGGACUAAGGAGGCAGGCCAAGG
Messenger RNA from Ylistrum balloti, 3557 nucleotides. Its product is annotated as protocadherin beta-15-like. Gene Ontology annotation, cellular component: plasma membrane. The transcript has 3 exons. Lineage: Eukaryota; Metazoa; Mollusca; Bivalvia; Pectinida; Pectinidae. Gene Ontology annotation, molecular function: calcium ion binding. Gene Ontology annotation, biological process: homophilic cell-cell adhesion. The record is from RefSeq and is a predicted model, not a curated record. The coding region runs from base 17 to 3400 and encodes 1127 amino acids.